GGUCAAGCUCCCGCAGCCCUUCUGGAUGGUGGUCCGGGAGGCGAGCGCCGCGCAGGCCGCCUUGAGCCUGGUGCUGCCCCAGCUGCGCUACCUGCACGUCUUCCUGGCGCAGGUUCACGGGCGCUUUGAGGAGUGGAGCACCGGGGAGAUGGGCGCGGCCGUGCCGCUGGCCGAGGGCCUGGCCCUGCAGCUCUCCACAGACCACCAGCUCCCUGAGCUCUUCCACCGUGAGGAGUUCGUGCUGGCGACCCUGCGACCCUGCUUCAAGGGCAGGAUAGAGGCUGCCCUCCCCGAGGGGGCCGACAUCAACCAUUGGAAGCAAGUUCUCGCGUACGAGGUGAAGGAGCUCGUGGUGUCUGAGUACUCCUGCCGCCCUCCCCUUCCCUGCAGGGCCCCACUGCUGUGCGUGUGGAUGCCCCUGAGCCGCGCAGGAGCCAGGAGCCCUGGGGCCGAAGGGAAGGGCCGGGAAGCGCCCGAGCAGAGAAGUGGGACCUCUGGGUCCUUGCUGCUGGGCCAGAGGGAGAGGAGACUCCCGGAGCAGGUGGAGAGCGGGGGGCUGCUGGUCUCGGAGGGGAGCAGCACUUCCCUUUCCACGGGGAGCCACCUGGUCAGCAGCAUCCGCAGGAAGUAGCUGCGCGAGACGAGACGGUGGGGGCCCAG
Molecule: messenger RNA, 660 nt
Organism: Delphinapterus leucas (beluga whale)
Lineage: Eukaryota; Metazoa; Chordata; Mammalia; Artiodactyla; Monodontidae
Source: RefSeq, a predicted model, not a curated record